Prorocentrum cordatum is the source of this 168-nucleotide messenger RNA. The record is from the annotation of a GenBank genome assembly. NCBI's taxonomy places the organism in Eukaryota, Dinophyceae, Prorocentrales, Prorocentraceae.
AUGGCGCAGGAGUUCGCGAAGGUGCUCGGCCUCGACAAGGACGGGAAUGUGAAGCUGCAGGAUGUCAAGGAUGUCUUCAUGGAAAAGCUGGAGCCACCGAUGCCCGAGGACGAGGCCGACGCUCUCCUGAGGCCGGCGAUGAAGCACGCUGGCCAGGACGAGGAGCAU